CUCGCGUAUCUCACGUAUUUGGCGUUCAAUGUCUUUCAUCCGUUUCUUCCAUCAUCAUUCACGUUCAUAUCAUUGUUCUCGUGAACUCUACGUCACUCGAAUCUCGUCAUUACUGGGACACGAAAUAUACGGUAGUCUACGUGAUUGCUCCUCUCGGUAGAACGAAAGCGCGGGCGGGAACGAGCAAGCACGCCCGCAUCUGUCAACCCGCCAUCUUUUCCGCGAACGUUUUCAUUCAGCUUCGCGUCAAUUCGCGCCCAGGCUGUUUGUUUCACGAAAUCGCGAGAUUCUACAAGAAAAAGGAGAAUUUCGUUAUCGUGCUCUCAAACAUUUCGCAUCACCGACUUGUUUUAAACGACAUCUUCCACCUGUCAAAUGUGUGCGUGCGUGCAUACGUGCACGCAAGACAGUUCUACCAGUACCCGUAUAUUUAUGAUCGAUUUACGUGGAAAUCGUGUCACGGCUAAUUGUUCGGAGAAUCACGCAGGUGUCGGCAAUGACGUGCGUUCAUUCUGACGCUUUAAACAUGGUUGGACUUGUAUAUACGUGGCUUUCGAUACGUCAGUGGCAGAUCGCAGAUGUCAGCAAUGAAUGGAAAGAGGCCUUCUACAAUGCCCUCUAGACAUCAGCCAGAGAUUUGCCAACCAGAGCCAGUUGUUCUGGCACAACAUUUUGACUUGAUCAAAUAUAUUUAUGACUCUUGGAAUUCUGUAUCUAGGGAGCUAGAUAUGUGUCAUAAUCAACCUCACAGUAAUACCUCUAACUAUAGAAAUGGAGCAUCAGUUACAUAUUACCAAGAACGCGAGCCAAAUCCACAACUGAAGGGAAUUUUGAGCCGUUCAAUUUGGAGGCGUGGUGGGGACAGCGUGUUGUUCAAAGUAUCACUAGGAAUGCGAGUUCCUAGUGCCAGACCCAACAUGUCGACUAUAAUCGGACAUUUUCAAAUAGACACAAGAAACAGAAGAGAUAAAUUGGUUACCCGCAAAUUCAAUCUUUGUUUUUAAUUUAUAAACAAAAUUCGUUAUUACAUCCAAAACAAGACAAAAAGUGACGAAAUGGUAAUUUAUAUGUAUAUGUACUCGGAAAACAACUUUCGAAUCUUUUGAUAAUGAAAAAAGCAAAAGGUAGUGUAAUAUGAAAAAAGGAAAAGAAUGGGAAAACUGCGACAGAGACACGCAGAAUAGUACGCGAGAAACAUUCCUAUCUUGAAUUAUAUCUUAAUGGGAUAUCGACUUCCGGUCUUCACCUUUUUCUUUAAAAUUUCUAUCUCUGUACGUAUUCCAUACGUAUGUUAAAUGAAGAUCGGAAGUGAAAAUCAUACUUCUCUUGUUUCUGAUAUCGUGUUUGCAAGUUUGAAAGAGGCGUUUAAUUAUUAAGAAGAUACUUGUAUGACGAACUAUUUAUUUUAAUCACUAAGCGAUGCGAGAUAUACACGAUGAGGCACAUAAAGCGUGACAAGUUAACAUUUAAGAUUUUAGAGAAAUGUUGAAAUUAUUGCUCUUAAAGUUUCGAGGAGUUCAUGUACUGGCUUUAAUAGUUUCGCUGCAAAUAAUACUGCUUGCAGAAAAUAAUGACUCAGUUUUUAAAAUGAUGCUUGAUAUGAAGAAAAACUAGGGAAAUUGUUGUGUCACGUUCUAUGUGUCUUACCUUGUAUAAUUUUAAGACGUAAUUUACUAUGAUACACCGAAUUUCAAUCGUUAUUUAAAGAGAAACGUAAAAUAGUCAUACGUCUUUUUAUCUCGGUAUAACAUUAAAUGAAAUGAGUUUGCUGCUCAAAGGUGCACAAAGCAUUUACAGAGUGCUCAAGCUUGUUUGAGCAAAAAUUGCAUAGAUGAAUUCUAAGGGACUGUACCUUCCUAAGGUAUAUAUACGUAAAUGUACUUUUCCACGUGUUGCAUUUCACACAUUUCCAAGGAGAUUUUUCACUCUCACGUCCACAAGAUCCGCACUUUAGCUAAGUAGCAAGUACUAUAUAAAUAAAAGUGUUUUCCACGUGACGAAGGAGAUUUUAUUAACGUAUAAUAUAGGAGACGCCGCACUUUAAAUUUAAUAAUCGCGAUGUGAAAAUAGUGUGAACAAUUGCGAUUUUAAAUAAGAUGAAAUGUAUCAUCAUAUAUGAAAUGAUCAUCAUAUAUAUCUAUUAAAAAAAAUU
Messenger RNA from Harpegnathos saltator (Jerdon's jumping ant), 2152 nucleotides. Its product is annotated as MAPK regulated corepressor interacting protein 2. Lineage: Eukaryota; Metazoa; Arthropoda; Insecta; Hymenoptera; Formicidae. The transcript is spliced from 5 exons. The coding region runs from base 579 to 1004 and encodes 141 amino acids. The record is from RefSeq and is a predicted model, not a curated record.